Messenger RNA from Leptosia nina, 540 nucleotides. The record is from the annotation of a GenBank genome assembly. NCBI's taxonomy places the organism in Eukaryota, Metazoa, Arthropoda, Insecta, Lepidoptera, Pieridae.
AUGGGCGGUCUCUUCAGCUAUUUCAGGGGUUUAUUAGGAGCUCGAGAAAUGAGAAUAUUGAUCCUAGGUUUAGACGGAGCCGGAAAAACAACAAUAUUGUACAAAUUACAAGUUGGUGAAGUAGUGACGACAAUUCCAACGAUCGGCUUUAACGUAGAACAAGUAACGUAUAAAAAUCUCAAGUUUCAAGUGUGGGAUCUUGGAGGACAGACAAGUAUUAGGCCUUAUUGGCGAUGUUACUAUGGCAAUACGGAUGCAAUAAUAUAUGUCGUAGACUCAGCAGAUAGAGAUAGGAUAGGAAUAUCUAAAGACGAACUUGUUCAUAUGCUGAGGGAAGAUGAAUUAUCAAAUGCAAUUUUGGUGGUACUAGCAAACAAACAAGAUAUGGCUGGUUGUCUGACAGUCGCCGAAGUGCAUCAAGCUUUGGGCUUGGAUGCCUAUGGACUGGCUAUCCAAUGCAUUGCAGGCGAGGAAAUAACAAUAGUAUUUGAACUGAGUUGUUUGGGUCGCGAGGCAGUAUGGAGGUAUGCAGUGAUGUAG